Messenger RNA from Nerophis ophidion (straightnose pipefish), 1075 nucleotides. Its product is annotated as troponin T, slow skeletal muscle-like. Gene Ontology annotation, cellular component: troponin complex. NCBI's taxonomy places the organism in Eukaryota, Metazoa, Chordata, Actinopteri, Syngnathiformes, Syngnathidae. The record is from RefSeq and is a predicted model, not a curated record. Gene Ontology annotation, molecular function: tropomyosin binding; troponin T binding. Bases 240 to 980 code for a protein of 246 amino acids. Gene Ontology annotation, biological process: regulation of muscle contraction; sarcomere organization; slow-twitch skeletal muscle fiber contraction. The transcript has 13 exons.
UUUCCUUCUUAUUUCAGCUGUGAGCUCAGUAUCCAGGCCCAUCCUUGUGCGUGAGCCGCUCUGCCAAACUCUGGUGGGGGGAGAUUGGGGCUUCAGCUCCCAAAAGCCGCCAAUAAUCCACAUGCUCAUUUUUAUUCCACGACCCCUUCUUGUCAUCCCGCCGCCAGAUCCUUUUAUAAAACAGCUGUACCUCAGCCAGACUGCACAUCCUCGUCAUCCCUCCGGAUAACUGUGUCACAAUGUCAGAUUUGGAAGACCAGGGACUACACCAGGAUGACGAAGAUGAGGAACAAGGAGAAGGAGGAGAACGGCCCAAACACAAGCCAAUGGUCACACAGAUCGCUGUCCCGAAGAUCCCUGAGGGAGAGAGGGUUGAUUUUGAUGAUAUCCACAGGAAGAGGAUGGAGAAAGAUCUUCUGGAGCUCCAAACCCUGAUUGACGUUCACUUUGAGCAGAGGAAGAAAGAGGAGGAGGAGUUGAUCGGGCUCAAAGCCAGAAUUGAGAGUCGCCGAGCAGAAAGAGCCGAGCAGCAGCGUGUGAGAGCGGAAAAGGAGCGGUUCAGACAGACAAGGAUCGCGGAGGAAAGGCAGAGGAAGGAGGAGGAGGAGGCCAAGAAGAGGGCAGAGGACGACGCCAAAAAGAAGAUGGUGCUCUCCAACAUGGGGGCUCACUUUGGAGGAUUCUUGGCUAAGGUAGAACAGAAGAGAGGAAAGAAGCAAACUGCCAGGGAGAUCAAGAACAAAACACUAGCUGAGAGGAAGAUGCCGCUUGGUAUCGACAAUCUACGGGAAGACGGCUUGAGAAAGAGAGCCGGGGAGAUGUGGGAGUGGAUCUACCAGCUGGAGUCUGAGAAAUUUGAACUGUCCGAGAAGAUGAAGAGGCAGAAGUAUGAGAUCAACGUCCUCCUGAACAGAAUCCACCACGCUCAAAAGUUCAAAAAGGUGCACGGUAAAGGGAAGGUUGGAGGACGCUGGAAGUGAGUCCACACCCUCAUGAAGGCAAGGUCUACGCAGUGUUGUACCAAAUGACAUGAAUAAAUGACUGUGUGGCAUGCAGUUACACGGUUGUAUUCCUC